Oncorhynchus tshawytscha (Chinook salmon) is the source of this 1232-nucleotide messenger RNA. Its product is annotated as transmembrane protein 109. The transcript is spliced from 3 exons. Gene Ontology annotation, biological process: cellular response to gamma radiation; intrinsic apoptotic signaling pathway in response to DNA damage by p53 class mediator. NCBI's taxonomy places the organism in Eukaryota, Metazoa, Chordata, Actinopteri, Salmoniformes, Salmonidae. The record is from RefSeq and is a predicted model, not a curated record. The coding region runs from base 257 to 919 and encodes 220 amino acids.
AAGAAGAAAGGCAACGCAACUACUGCGGUACGUUAUGAGUUGGCCUGCCUACUUACUAUAUCCUGGAACGACUUUUUUUUCUUGCUAUAUGUAAGACAUAGGCUACAUUGUAGCCAAUAUGUUCCUGUCUGUAAAGUGGCCGGUUUAGAUUGUUGUAGCAUAUAUUUUUGCAGUGAAACCAUAUUCAACUAAAUUUAAAGACGUUGGAUGUUUAUUUUAUUUUAUUGUUUGACUUUACAUAAGGCGUCUGAAAAAAAUGAAAGUGUAUUUCGUCGUGUGUGUGCUGAGCACGGUGGUAGUUUCUUGUUCGGGAGAAAAUAGUCGCUUCGAGAAGUCAUUCAACUAUUUCCCUGGAAUGAUGAAAGUCCUCCGGGAGACGCUCACGGAUUUGUCCGAGGAGGCGCACGGUUACCUGGUCCACCUUCUCGGGGCAAGGUCCGUUGAAAAUGCACAGAAGUGUUUCUUUCAGGUGGUCAAGUAUCUGGCUGAGGCAGCGGCCAGUGGAACGAAUGUGGUUAUGAAGUACCUCGCCCAGUUCCUGAUGGCAGCAGGAGUUGAUGUUGAAAUGCCUGUUAACAGUAUCACCCCAGAUGCUGUGGUCUAUAUCGGUCAGUGGCUUCUGCUGGCUCUCAUUGGCUACUGGCUGCUGUCCCUGGCCUUCCGAUUGGUGGCGUCCACUCUGAGGCGGGUCCUGUGGCUACUGAAGCUGGGUGUGGUUUUAGGACUGUUUUGCCUGAUCCUAAGUGACAGUAGUGCUGGAACGGAGACUACGGCGCUGCGAUUGGCCGGCCUGGUGAGCGUCUGCGUCCUAUUGGGUAUCGGGAAUUCUGGCACCGGGGGCGACAACACCUACCUGGAGGAUCAAGUGCGGGUGCUAGAGAGACGAGUGAGAGAAAUGGAGAGGAGGAAAGAGAAAUGAGGGGUGGAUGGAUGGGAACUGAAAGGCCUUGUUUUGUACAUUAACCUAGGUCUAGGAUCGUAACAAGGACGUUGUACAUAAAGUUUUGUAAAAAAAAAAAAAAAAAAUGGUAUCGUUUUGCAUAAUGAAGCACUUUGCCUUUUUCAUAAAGAUCUUAGUUAAUGUGUGUGAGAAACAGAAUUGACCGCAAAUAUGAUUAGCUUGUUUUAAAAGGAAACAGACGGACAGAGUAUUGUGUUUUCUUUUUAUUGAGGUGGACCCAUGCAUGUCCUACAAUAAAUGCUUUUGAUAUUCACAGAAUAGAAACACUAAA